AUUCCAAACUCCUCUCCGCAGGUUUCCAUUAUCUUUCCCUUUUGUUUGAAGAAAAGAUUGAUGGCUCCUGCAUCAAGAAAAGACCUAGAUGGGCUAAAGAUUGCAGUUACUGUGAUGCUCUUCUUUUUUCUCACAUUCUUUCCUUCCAAAUCAGCUGGGCGGGCAAUGUUUGCAGGAGACAGAGAGCGUCUGGAGCAAAUGAAAUUGGUUUUGGGUUCAAAGCCUCCUCGGUGUGCGAACAAGUGCCUAAGUUGCAGGCCCUGCAUAGCUGCUUUAGUUACAUCUCCACACCAUAGAACUGAGUACUUCAACGUAUCAUCUCAGCGAGAUGAGAGCUAUUAUCUUCUCUCUUGGAAGUGCAAAUGUAAAGAUAAGUUCUUCCAACCUUGAUUA
Juglans regia (Persian walnut) is the source of this 393-nucleotide messenger RNA. RefSeq names its product EPIDERMAL PATTERNING FACTOR-like protein 8. NCBI's taxonomy places the organism in Eukaryota, Viridiplantae, Streptophyta, Magnoliopsida, Fagales, Juglandaceae. Bases 61 to 390 code for a protein of 109 amino acids. The record is from RefSeq and is a predicted model, not a curated record. Gene Ontology annotation, biological process: guard cell differentiation; stomatal complex development. The transcript is spliced from 2 exons.